AUGGAAGCUUUCAGACUGUUGUACGCUUCCCAUGUCAGACCAAGACUUGAGUAUGAUGGUGCGAGGACAUACCCCUGCACGGCCGGUGAACUGGCCAAGUUGGGGCGUGUACGUGCUGCCACUAGACUCGUUGUUGGACUACGGGGGACCAGCUAUGAAGGUCGUCUACAGGCUACUGGUCUGUUCCCAGUUGCGUACCGGCGCCUCAGCGGAGAUCCCAUCUGUCUGAGGAAGAUCCUGAGGCAGAAAAUGCUCUCGUUGUAUCGUUGUUGGUCCAGUCUCCUUUCACACAUUCCCUUUGGUACUCCAAUGCCUGCCACCUUCGGUAUUAUCAUAACGCGUGAAACUCAUCAUAAGACCCAUGAAACUACUAUGACCCCAGUGGAGCAUACCAAAAUGCACGUUGCGGUUAUUAUUCCCAUGAUUCGUAAGGGACACUUUGAAGUUCGUUGUAUUCUUCCCAGCCUAACUAUUGCCGAUCAAACACAUGCCGGUUCUUCUCACACGCAAUCGUUGGCAUUCAAGUUGCAAUCGUUGAUGAACGCCCAGUCAAAGGAAAUCAGGUCAAAAGCGUGUCAGCAUCAUGUGGAAUACAAACGGCCCACUUUCCAUUUCGUUGUGGAAACGGAUAACGAGGCAUUAACGGAUAAGCCUAUUCCAGGAGGUUCAGACAGUUUGGAUUCCUCGUUCAAAGCAGCAGACGCUCGGCUCACUGUUACCAAACCGGUAAAUGUCUACGGUCUACCGCGUGAUGAAAUUCUGAGGAAGGUCAAAUCCAGCUUGAAGAACAGAAAUCACGAGCAUGAACUGGUGAGCGUCGGGACUCUCGUGAUUUUAGUGUGUGCCACAGGAAUAACGUGUUUCUGUUUUNGCGAAAUGGUCACUCGUUUUCGUUAUGCUGUAGUGCACUGUUAG
This is a messenger RNA of Echinostoma caproni, 915 nucleotides long. The record is from the annotation of a GenBank genome assembly. Lineage: Eukaryota; Metazoa; Platyhelminthes; Trematoda; Plagiorchiida; Echinostomatidae.